AAAGACAUGCUCAGUUAUGGAAGUUAUAAAUUAUAACUUCUAGAAUUCUAGUAUGAACUGGACAUUUUGGUAGCUUUAACAGUUUAACUGACAGGAAAAAUAUCCAUUAAGAAAAAAAAAUGAAAAACAUGAUGAAAAAGGGACAAAUUUCCAUUUGUGGGAAAGUAGACUCUUUCAAGGGGAUAAACAAGAUCAACUCUUCCACAUACCGACAGCCAUCAAAUUAGAUCACUGAUAUGUCAAAUUUUGAAGGCAGACUAAUCCAUUCAAUUGACUUUGUACCUGAAAACAAAGAUGUAGCCAGUAAAUCCAAGCCAAAAGAAGCAUCAACCAUAAAUAGUGUUCAUCCAUCUAUAAAUGGAAGAGAGGCAAGAAGUUUUUAUGAAGAAGUAGUGGAAAAUGUGACUGACAAAAAAGUGGGGACUUCAAGCUUAAAUAGACCAAAAGAAAAACCAAAAAAUAAACAUCACAGCAACCAUAAACCUUCAAUUAAACCUUCAUUAUCUCAUUUAAAUAAUUCUUUACUUAAAUAUGCACAGAUGGGCGAGUUGCAGUCAGUUCAAAAGUGCUUACAAGAUGGUGCAGAAUUGGAUCAUCAGGAUGGCUAUGGCUGGACAGCCCUCAUGUGUGCAGCCCAUGCUGGACAAAUACAAGUAGUGCAAUAUCUGAUGACUGAUGCUGGUGCUAAUGUAUAUAUAUGUGAUAAACAGGGACAAAUGGCAAUAGAUUUAGCAAUUAGAGGAAAACAGACAGAAAUCUGUAAGAUUUUGAGAGACGGGAACAAUCAAUCUGAUGAUAAUGAUGAUGAUUCACAGACGCUACAAGAAACAUUUUAUUGCAACAUUUGUAAAUUAGAUUUUCAGGAAACAACUAGAGCAAAUCACGAGACUUCAACUCUGCACUUGUUUAAUAGUAAAAGGAAACCUCCAGGCACAUUGUACUUUAUCCCUGAAUCAAACAAAGGGUACCAGAUGAUGGUAAAACAUGGCUGGGACAAAGAAAUGGGACUUGGCACACAAGGACAAGGGCAAAAAUUUCCAGUCAAAACUGUUCUGAAAAGAGAUCGCCUGUGUUUAGGAGCCAAGACUGAAGCCAAAUCAAAAGUUACACACUUUAAUGCUUGUGACACAUCAGCAGUCAAACAUCCAAAGAAAGAAGAUAAGAGGAAGAUGAGACACAAUACUAAAAAUAAAAUGAUUGCGGAAAAAAGAUUGAAAAAGGACAAACAUUGGGAACAAAAUUUACGGAGAUACAUGGACUUUUAAAGACAAUAUUUUACAUUUAUUCUCACAAACAAAACCAUGUCACACACUACCAGCAUGAGUUCUCAUUAGAAAAAAGGUUGAGUAUUAAAUUAAAAAAGAGAUUCAUGAUAAAGCAUAUGCCUUUUUUCUUUCUC
Lingula anatina is the source of this 1399-nucleotide messenger RNA. Its product is annotated as G patch domain and ankyrin repeat-containing protein 1. The record is from RefSeq and is a predicted model, not a curated record. NCBI's taxonomy places the organism in Eukaryota, Metazoa, Brachiopoda, Lingulata, Lingulida, Lingulidae. Gene Ontology annotation, molecular function: protein binding; nucleic acid binding.